Molecule: messenger RNA, 342 nt
Organism: Danaus chrysippus (African queen)
Lineage: Eukaryota; Metazoa; Arthropoda; Insecta; Lepidoptera; Nymphalidae
Source: the annotation of a GenBank genome assembly
AUGAUACAGAAAUGUGGUAGAAGGAUCGAGUUUCAGCAUAGUUUUGUUAAAGAUAGUAUCGAGUAUGUAUUGCACGUAAACAGUACAUACGCACCCGGAGCAGAGGCCGUGUUUGAUAUACAGAAAAACAAUAUAGUUCUCGCUUGGGUGUUAUCAAGAAACAAGACAUUGUCAUCAAAUCUAUUGGAAGAAGCUCAUCAAACCUUGAUGAAAAUACCGUCGACAAGCCUCGCAUACUUCAAUUCGGUCAGCCACAGUGAAAAAUUUUGCGACCACAUGUGGUCAGCUCAUGUCCAUGCACAUUAUCAUGAAACAGAUAAUGAUUCACUCGCUGAAACUUGA